Molecule: messenger RNA, 503 nt
Organism: Ailuropoda melanoleuca (giant panda)
Lineage: Eukaryota; Metazoa; Chordata; Mammalia; Carnivora; Ursidae
Product: ankyrin repeat domain-containing protein 42-like
Exons: 4
Coding region: 177-503 (108 amino acids)
Cellular component (GO): nucleus
Molecular function (GO): NF-kappaB binding
Source: RefSeq, a predicted model, not a curated record
GAUCACGCCCUGAGCCGAAGGCAGACGCUCAACCGCUGUGCCACCCAGGCGCCCCUGAAAAAGAAACUUCUUGAAGAUAGCAUCUCCAAACUUGAACAUAUAAAGACACUAACACCAUCUGUGGCACAGACCUCUAGUACUGUAUUGAGAUUUACAUUAAUUAAAAAAGAUAUUAAAUGAAGAUGCAUUUGACUCUCCCCCCAUUUUUUUGUCUUCAUUGGCUCCUCUGGCAUGGAGCUGAUAUCACACAAGUAACCAUGAGAGGUUGGACAGCAGCUCACAUAGCUGCAAUCAGAGGUCAGGAUGCUUGUAUGCAGGCUCUCAUAAUCAAUGGGGCAAAUCUGGCAGCUCAAGAUGAUUGUGGAUGCACUCCUUUACAUCUUGCUGCAACACAUGGACGUUCUUUCACUUUACAAAUAAUGCUCCGCAGUGGAGUGGGAGAGAGCAUGAGUGGGAGGGGCAGAGGGACAGGGAAUGGGAAUCCCAAGCAGACUCUUUGCUGA